UCUCUAGACUUUUUGGAUGAUUUGCAGUGGAUGAACAAGUGGCAGCUCUAUUAUCAAGUCCUAAAUUUCGGAAUGAUUGUCUCAUCAGCACUCAUGAUCUGGAAGGGGUUAAUGGUAAUAACUGGAAGUGAAAGUCCAAUUGUAGUGUUGCUCAGUGGCAUCAUGGAACCUGCAUUUCAUAGAGGAUAUCUUCUCUUUCUAACAAAGCGAGCUGAAGAUCCCAUACGAGUGGGAGAAAUUGCUGUUCUAAGGAUAGAAGAAAGAAAGAUUCCUAUAGUUCACCGAGUCUUGAAGAUUCAUGAAAAGCAAAAUGGGCAUAUCAAGUUUUUGACCAAAGGAGAUAAUAAUGCGGUUGAUGACAGAGGCCUCUAUAAACAAGAACAACAUUGGCUAGAGAAAAAAGAUGUCGUGGGGAGAGCCAGGGGAUUUGUUCCUUAUAUUGGAAUUGGGACGAGCCUCAUGAAUGACUAUCCUAAAUUUAAGUAUGAAGUGCUCUUUUUGCUGGGUUUAUUUGUGCUGAUCCAUCGUGAGUAAGAAGUCUGCCUUGCUGUUCCUGGGAA
This is a messenger RNA of Gorilla gorilla gorilla (western lowland gorilla), 560 nucleotides long. Its product is annotated as putative signal peptidase complex catalytic subunit SEC11B. The record is from RefSeq and is a predicted model, not a curated record. Lineage: Eukaryota; Metazoa; Chordata; Mammalia; Primates; Hominidae. Gene Ontology annotation, molecular function: serine-type endopeptidase activity. The transcript has a single exon. Gene Ontology annotation, cellular component: signal peptidase complex; membrane. Bases 31 to 534 code for a protein of 167 amino acids.